AUGACUGACGAGACGAGAGAAGCCAAAGGACCACCAAACGGUCGGAGCAAGGAGCACAAAAUCAUCGAGAACAAGCCUGCGAAGGGUGACAAGCUUGGCUUGACAUAUUACACACCUGCUCAAGACCCUCCAGCCGGUACCGCGUUGAGUUCUAAUCCACCAAAGCUCUUCCAACCACUCACGAUACGUGGGGUCACCUUCCAGAACCGCAUUUUCCUAAGUCCGCUUUGCCAGUACUCAAGCGAAAAUGGUCACCACACUGCUUGGCAGAUGACCCAUCUCGGAGGCAUCAUCCAGAGAGGUCCCGGCAUGACAAUGGUUGAAGCCACAUCUGUGACACCGCAGGGUCGCAUCACGCCAGAAGAUUCGGGUCUAUGGCUCGACUCACAGAAGGAGCCACUUCGCAAGAUCGUCGAGUUUGCACACUCACAGAGUCAGAUAAUCGGAAUUCAGCUUGGACACGCCGGCCGGAAAGGUAGCACCGUUGCACCUUGGCUGUCCUCUGGAGACACAGCAUUCGAGGAGGUCAACGGCUGGCCAGACGAUGUGUGGGCACCAUCUGCGACCGCAUACAACGACAAGCAUCCCAUGCCCAAAGCCUACACACUCGAGGGGAUCGAAGAGCUCAAGAAAGCAUUCGGUGAUGCGAUAAAGCGUGCUGUCGAUGUCGGUUUCGAUCUCAUCGAGCUCCACUUCGCACACGGCUACUUGCUCCACGAAUUCCUUUCACCUGUGACAAACAAGCGGACCGACAAGUAUGGCGGCAGUUUUGAGAAUCGGACUCGCCUUGGUGUCGAGCUCGUGGAUCUGGCUCGAUCGAUCAUCCCCAAGGAUAUGCCUUUGUUCGUCCGCAUCAGUGCUACCGACUGGCUCGAGAAGGUGGACGAGGUUGAGGCAUCAUGGACGCAAGAGCAGAGUGCUAAGCUCGCCCUCAUUCUCGCCGAGCACGGCGUUGAUCUGCUUGACGUCUCCACUGGUGGUCUCGAUCCGCGCGCUAAGAUGGACAGUGGACCAGCCUACCAGGCUCGGUUUGCGAAGUUCAUCAAGAAGGAAGUGGGAGACAAGUUGCUCGUGACGACUGUUGGUGCGAUCAAGGACGGAAAGAUCGCCCAGCAGCAACUCGACGAGGGACUCGACGCUGUAUUCAGUGGUAGAUGGUUCCAGAAGGAUCCCGAUCUAGUCUGGACUUUUGCAGAGGACUUGGGCGUCGAUAUUAAUGUCGCCAACCAGAUCCGAUGGGCAUUCGGUGGUCGUGGUGUUGGUGGGCCUCGGAAAAAGUAG
This is a messenger RNA of Cyphellophora attinorum, 1281 nucleotides long. RefSeq names its product putative NADPH dehydrogenase C23G7.10c. The transcript is spliced from 2 exons. Gene Ontology annotation, cellular component: intracellular anatomical structure. The record is from RefSeq and is a predicted model, not a curated record. The coding region runs from base 1 to 1281 and encodes 426 amino acids. Lineage: Eukaryota; Fungi; Ascomycota; Eurotiomycetes; Chaetothyriales; Cyphellophoraceae. Gene Ontology annotation, molecular function: NADPH dehydrogenase activity; FMN binding; NADP binding.